AUGCUAGAAUCUUCGACAGUACAGAUGAGAUGUGAAACGAGAGUGAAUGCCACAAUCCACUCGCCCACCAACUCGCCCACCAACUCGCCCACCAACUCGCCCACCAACUCGCCCACCAACUCGCCCACCAACUCGCCCACCAACUCGCCCACCAACUCGCCCACCAACUCGCCCACCAACUCGCCCACCAACUCGCCCACCAACUCGCCCACCAACUCGCCCACCAACUCGCCCACCAACUCGCCCACCAAGUCGCCCACCAAGUCGCCCACCAAGUCGCCCACCAAGUCGCCCACCAAGUCGCCCACCAAGUCGCCCACCAAGUCGCCCACCAAGUCGCCCACCAAGUCGCCCACCAAGUCGCCCACCAAGUCGCCCACCAAGUCGCCCACCAAGUCGCCCACCAAGUCAAAAUCAAAUGACUGA
Messenger RNA from Schistocerca nitens (vagrant locust), 426 nucleotides. Its product is annotated as spore coat protein SP85-like. The record is from RefSeq and is a predicted model, not a curated record. The coding region runs from base 1 to 426 and encodes 141 amino acids. The transcript is spliced from 2 exons. Lineage: Eukaryota; Metazoa; Arthropoda; Insecta; Orthoptera; Acrididae.